AUGAUAGCUAGCGGUGUCUUCGCAACUGUUGUGCUCGCAAAGACGGCGAUGCGUGCGAGGUCUAGAAAGAGAGAAUCUUCCCAAUCCUCUUUACUAUUUGAAGACUGGAAUAUAAGUUUCAACUUACCUCCAAAACUUAUUGUGAGGUGUGCUGUUUGUUGGCGUCGGCGCACUGCAAAUGGUUAUUGGUGUCAAUACUGUGAAUCUCGUAGAUUUCGCGAAAAUUUUUCUAUCUGGACAAGUGGAAAUAGAUUUAUUGAUGAGUUUAUCCAAGAGACUCAAUUAAAUUCUAUUUGGUGGGCUGGUUAUUUAGAAUGGAUACCUUUUAAAAGAUUUCAGAAUGUUGAAUACAUCGCUAAAGGUGGUUUUGGAAGCAUUUAUUCCGCUAUUUGGGUUGAUGGCCCUAGAUGGGAAUAUGUUCCAAAUGCUGAAGGCUUUUUAGGAAGUAUGUGGAAAAGAAAAGGUGCUUGUAAAGUUGCUCUAAAAAUGCUAGAUAAUUCUAAAGACAUUCGUCCUGAAUUUUUACAUGAGCUCAGAGCUCAUUAUAAAUGUCUUUCUUCUGGACUAGUGCUUACUUGUUAUGGCAUUACCCAACACCCUGAUACAAAGGAUUAUAUGAUGGUUAUGGAUUACGCAAAACAGGGCGACCUUACCUAUUUUUUGCGUACUCAUAUGGCAAAUGCUGACUGGUAUCGUAAAGUUCGUGAAUUAUGGUACAUUGCUCAAGGAUUAAAAGCAAUUCAUGAUGCGGAUUUAGUGCACAAAGAUUUUCAUAGUGGAAACAUAUUGUUUAACACAUUUACUCGUCGACCUGCCAUUGGUGAUUUGGGCUUAUGUAGACCCGUUAAUGAAGAAUUAUCAAAUUCACAUGAAAAACCUGUAUUUGGUGUCCUUCCUUAUGUUGCUCCAGAAAUCCUCUUCGGUAAACCUUACACAAAAGCAUCUGACAUUUAUAGCUUCUCAAUGGUUAUGUAUGAAGUUUCUACUUUAAAAAAACCAUAUUGUAAUUUUGCACAUGAUGCUUCAUUGGCUUUGGAGAUUGCCAAGGGACUAAGACCGCAAAUAUUAGAAGGAACUCCUAAAAAAUAUGUUGAAUUAAUGAAAUUCUGCUGGCAAAAAGAUCCAGAAGGACGACCUAAUGCAGCCGAAUUAGUGAAGAAAUUAGAAACGUUAAUGAAUGAUCAAGAGAUUAAUAACGGUGUUGUGCCUGCUAUGCGUAUUGAUGAGGCUUAUCAUCCUGAUGCUGUAUAUACAAGUAGGGCUUUGCAGUUUCCAAAUUUGAAGAAUGCUAAGUUUGAUUCCAACUCUGGAGAUAUUGAAAAUGAUACAAAUG
This is a messenger RNA of Dentiscutata heterogama, 1333 nucleotides long. NCBI's taxonomy places the organism in Eukaryota, Fungi, Glomeromycota, Glomeromycetes, Diversisporales, Gigasporaceae. The record is from the annotation of a GenBank genome assembly.